AUGACUCUCAGCUUUCUCUCCACAUUCUCCUUCUCUCUCUAUUUGGCGUUACUUCCUUAUGACCAUGUUGACCAGAUAAAAGGAAAAGAUUUGUAUCGCCCCCGUUCUCUUUGCUCUCUCUCUCUCUGUAUCGCCCCCGUUCUCUUUGCUCUCUCUCUCUCUCUGUAUCGCCCCCGUUCUCUUUACUCUCUCUCUCUCUCUGUAUCGCUCCCUUUCUCUUUACUCUCUCUCUCUCUCUGUAUCGCCCCCGUUCUCUUUGCUCUCUCUCUCUCUCUGUAUCGCCCCCGUUCUCUUUGCUCUCUCUCUCUCUCUGUAUCGCCCCCGUUCUCUUUGCUCUCUCUCUCUCUCUGUAUCGCCCCCGUUCUCUUUGCUCUCUCUCUCUCUCUGUAUCGCCCCGUUCUCUUUGCUCUCUCUCUGUAUCCGUUCUCUUUGCUCUCUCUCUCUAUCUCCCCGUUCUCUUUCUCUCUCUCUCUCUCCGUUCUCCCGUUCUCUUUGCUCUCUCUCUCUCUGUAUCGCCCCGUUCUCUUUGCUCUCUCUCUCUCUCUAUGUCGCCCCGUUCUCUUUGCUCUCUCUCUCUCUCUGUAUCGCCCCGUUCUCUUUGCUCUCUCUCUCUCUCUGUGUCUUUUCCCGUUCUCUUUGCUCUCUCUCUCUCUCUGUCCUCGCCCCGUUCUCUUUGCUCUCUCUCUCUCUCUGUAUCGCCCCGUUCUCUUUCUCUCUCUCUCUCUCUGCUCGCCCCGUUCUCUUUGCUCUCUCUCUCUCUCUGUCUCGCCCCGUUCUCUUUCUCUCUCUCUCUCUCUGUCCCCUUCCCGUUCUCUUUGCUCUCUCUCUCUCUCUCUAUCGCCCCGUUCUCUUUGCUCUCUCUCUCUCUCUAUAUUUCCCCCGUUCUCUUUGCUCUCUCUCUCUCUCUGUCUUUCCCCGUUCUCUUUUUUCUCUCUCUCUCUCUCUCCUUCCCGUUCUCUUUGCUCUCUCUCUCUCUCUCCUUCUAUCGCCCCGUUCUCUUUGCUCUCUCUCUCUCUCUCUUUUGCCCCCGUUCUCUUUGCUCUCUCUCUCUCUCUUUUCGCCCCGUUCUCUUUGCUCUCUCUCUCUCUGUAUCGCCCGUUCUCUUUGCUCUCUCUCUCUCUCUGUCUCCCCAUUCUCUUUGCUCUCUCUCUCUCUGUAUCGCCCCCGUUCUCUGCUCUCUCUCUCUCUCUCUUCCCUCGUUCUCUUUGCUCUCUCUCUCUCUCUUUCGCCCCGUUCUCUUUGCUCUCUCUCUCUCUCUGUAUCGCCCCCCUUCUCUUUGCUCUCUCUCUCUCUCUCCUUUCUCCUCUCUCUCUUUUCUCUCUCUCUCUGUCUCUUCUUUCCGUUCUUGCCCUCCCCGUUCUCCCUCCCCGUUCUCUUUGCUCUCUUCCCGUUCUCUUUGCUCUUCUCUCCCCUUUUUUCUUUGGUCUCUCUCCCCUGCACUCUUUGCACUACCUACAACCCCCUACUCUUUGCUUUCUCUCCCUCUAUCACCCCUAUACUUUCUCUCUCCCCACCACCCUACUCUUCACUCUCUCUCUCUGUACCAUCUCCUUCUCUCUCUUUCCAUAUUUGUUGUUAUUUUUUCUUUGA
This is a messenger RNA of Acanthosepion pharaonis, 1590 nucleotides long. NCBI's taxonomy places the organism in Eukaryota, Metazoa, Mollusca, Cephalopoda, Sepiida, Sepiidae. The record is from the annotation of a GenBank genome assembly.